AUGUCUCCGUUUCGCAUCGUCGAGCACAUUGUGCCCACUCAGCACAUCAGGGAGUACCCAGGAGCGACGGCCAAUGAGCAGGAAAAGCCCCUGCAUCUGGCAGUGAAGCAGUAUAUUCCACUCGACAAUCCCAAUCCGCAACCCGGCGACGUGACUAUCCUCGCAGCGCAUGCGAAUGGCUUUCCCAAGGAAUUAUAUGAGCCUCUCUGGGAGGAGAUUCACGCUCGAUCGAAACAGAAUGGAUUCCGCAUUCGCAGUAUUUGGAUGUCCGAUGUGGCUCAGGAGGGCCAAAGCAGCGUGAUCAAUGAAGAUUCGCUUGGCAACGAUCCAAGCUGGUUCGAUCAUCCUCGAGACCUCCUCCACCUGGUCAAUGUCAAGCGCGCUGAAAUGCCCCGGCCGAUCGUCGGCAUCGGGCACAGCAUGGGAGGCGCUCACCUCGCACAACUAUGUCUAAUGCACCCGCGCCUCAUCCACACACUAAUCCUACUAGACCCCGUGAUCCAGCGACAGACAACCCAACUAGACGGUCUGAGCAUGGAACAAAACAUGCGCCGCAUCGCCAAGACCACCCAGCUCUCAACCUACAGACGAGACCUCUGGCCCUCCCGCCAAGCAGCCGCAGAAGGCUUCAAGCGAAGCCCCUUCUACCAAGCCUGGGACCCAAGAGUUCUCUCCCGCUGGGUCGAGCACGGCCUCCGCGAUCUCCCAACAGCUAUCCAUCCACUGGACCCAAAGGCCCAAAUUGGACCCGACGGACCCCCUGUAACCCUGCGCACACCGCUUCACCAAGAGGUCUUCACGUUCUCCCGACCUAAUUACCACCAUGCCCCCGGCAGCGGUAAGCCCGUCAAUCGCGUCACGCACCCAGACCUGGACGCAGAGCACCCGCACAACCACCCAUUCUACAGACCUGAGUCCGCGCGCAUCUUCUCACAGCUUCCCUUCUUGCGUCCUAGCGUGUUGUACAUCUUUGCCGGAAAGUCUGACAUGUGCACGCCUCCUAUGCGCGCCGACAAGCUCGCCCAUACGGGCGUUGGGCAGGGAGGCAGUGGUGGUGUUGCGGCGGGACGUGUGCGAGACGUGUUUUUGGAAGAGAAGGGCCAUUUGCUUGCGCAGGAAGCUGUUGAUGAGUGUGCUGAUGCGGCGGUUUGCUGGCUUGCGCCUGAGAUUCGGCGCUGGAAGGAUGAGGAAGAGAGCUUCCGGUCUGCUUGGAGUAAGAAGUCGAAGAUUGAGAAGAUGACUAUUGAUGCGGAGUGGUUGAAGAAUGUCCCGGCGCCGGCGCGCAGGCCUAAGGCCCAGAAGGGUGACUCGAAGUUGUGA
Messenger RNA from Penicillium brevicompactum, 1320 nucleotides. RefSeq names its product putative toxin biosynthesis protein. The coding region runs from base 1 to 1320 and encodes 439 amino acids. The transcript is spliced from 4 exons. The record is from RefSeq and is a predicted model, not a curated record. Lineage: Eukaryota; Fungi; Ascomycota; Eurotiomycetes; Eurotiales; Aspergillaceae.